GCUAAAGUUACCAGAACUUUUCUGUGUGGUGGUAAAUAAGGACCACAUGUUUUUCGAUCUCUUUUCCGACUGACAUCCUUGCAAAAUGUCGCUCAUAAUCCCAGAAAAAUUCCAGCACAUUCUUCGUAUCGUUGGUACGAACAUUGAUGGUAACCGCAACAUCAUGUUCGCGUUGACCAGCAUCAAAGGAGUUGGAAGACGUUACUCCAACAUUGUCAUCAAGAAGGCCGAUAUUGAUUUAACAAAACGUGCUGGAGAAUGUACUGAAGAAGAGGUCGAAAAAAUCGUUACCAUCAUGACCAACCCACGUCAGUACAAAAUCCCAGACUGGUUCCUUAACAGACAGAAGGAUAUCGUUGAUGGAAAAUACUCCCAGCUCACAAGUUCCAACUUGGAUUCAAAAUUGCGUGAAGAUUUGGAACGUAUGAAGAAAAUUCGUGCCCACCGGGGUCUUCGUCAUUAUUGGGGUCUCCGUGUCCGUGGUCAACACACCAAGACAACUGGACGACGUGGUCGUACUGUUGGUGUGUCCAAGAAGAAGUAAUUUAUCACUUUCUUGUGUCAAAUACUGAUAUUUGGUCAUAAUAAAAAUUUAUAAAUAAAUUCAA
Molecule: messenger RNA, 608 nt
Organism: Microplitis demolitor
Lineage: Eukaryota; Metazoa; Arthropoda; Insecta; Hymenoptera; Braconidae
Gene: RpS18
Product: 40S ribosomal protein S18
Exons: 4
Coding region: 86-544 (152 amino acids)
Biological process (GO): translation
Cellular component (GO): ribosome; small ribosomal subunit; cytosol
Molecular function (GO): RNA binding; structural constituent of ribosome
Source: RefSeq, a predicted model, not a curated record